GUUAAAUAUCUCCAGGGCAAGCAUGAUCAUUUUACAAUGAAAUAAUGAUUUUCUGUAAAUGCUUAAUUACAAAAACAUUUUUCCUUUAAAAGUUUCUGGGAAGAAGUUACUCCGCUGCCUGAUUUUUAAUCUGUCUUGGUACUGUCCAUGGUCCUUAAACUGACAACGCUUCGUUGCGUCAUUUGUCUUAGCCACUUAAUGUGAAAAUCUAAACCCCUACGUUCUUUACAAUAUGAAUAUAAUCAGUGUCUAGGUAUGUGUAACCGUGUUCGAUAGCGGUUCGCUAUAUAGCAAGUAGACUGCUGGAGGUGCUGAUGACGUCACUACUAUGAUGACUAGCCUACUGUAUGCAGACUCGACUAUUAUUCACAAAACGCGAUGCCCUAAAUGUGCUACGAAAACAAGCGUAUCUAAGUGCUGUGUUUUACGAACAGUCUCUGAAAUUCAGUAAAAAUGUGUACAACUGCCUCAGGUAAAAAUAAAGUUAAGAUGGAAUUUGUCAAUCAGAGCUCAGCACUGCAGGUAUAGUUCCCUCUGUGUUGUAGUCUGUAGAGAACACGAGCGCGCCGUGCAUUUCGGAAGUAAGAACGUGCAUGUAGAGCACUUAGUGCUCUCUGGAAUAUGCAUCUGGUCAAAUCAUUACUAUCCAUUACGGUUUGUAAAUCGUGAUAAUUCUUUGGGGAGAGAAAGGAAUCUAGCGCGCGAGCCGUGUUGCAGACGGCGCUGCCAGCCGUGGGCGCAGCAUCGUUCGACGCUGCGCCCAGUCCUGCAGCCGGAGGAGGAAACAGGGUGGCACAGGCAGGUGGAGGCAGGAUGGGGUAGACGAAAACGAAGGUGGGAAAUAAAGCCUCGAAGGGGAAAUCAGAGACGAUGUCGGACGCUAAUUCGCCCCGAGGAAUUCCCAGGAAGCGGAGGACAACGGCCUCCUUCCCUGGGACCCUCCACCUGGUCCUGGUGCUGCGGCCCAUCAGCUUCUUCCAGCGAGCCGUCACCGACCUGGGCUUCCGCUUCAGCCAGGAGGACUUCAUGCUGAAGAUGCCAGUGGUGAUGCUCAGCUCUGUCACAGACUUGCUGCGCUAUAUUGAUGAGAACCAGCUGACCCCAGAGUUUGGCGGUACGCUGGAGUAUUGCCACAGCAGCUGGAUUGUCCUGCGCACAGCCAUUGAGAGCUUUGCAGUGACUGUGAAGGAGAUAGCCCAGAUGCUACAAGCCUUUGGCACUGAGCUGGCAGAAACCGAUCUGCCUGAGGAGGGGACCGCCAUCGAAUUUCUCCUCAUGUCUCACACUGACAAGUAUAGGAAACUGAAGGAUGACAUCAGGUCAGUGAUGAGGGAGGCACAUCACUUGCUCUCAAACCUGGAGGCUUCUGGGAUAGAAGAACAUUCUGGAAAACACUGGAAUGUGAGCCAGGAAUGGGAGACAGUGCAGAGGUUACUGGGUCAGCUGCGGGACAUGGAGAUGGCCUUCGAUGGCUUCUUUGAGAAGCAUCACCUGAAACUGCAGCAGUAUCUGCAGCUGCUGAGAUACGAGUGCAGCUUCCAUGAGAUGGAGUCCACGCUAGAAAAGCUGUCAGCCCAGGAGCAGGAGAUCGCGGUUUCAGGAGACACUGUGGCCCAGAUGGAACAGAUGAUCAGAGAGCUUGAUGGUCUGGAUGGUCAAGCGCAGGAGGAGAUGGGGCGUGCCCAGAUCAUCAUCCUGCACGGGCACCAGCUGGCAGCGAACCACCACUACGCCAUGGCGCUGAUCGUGCAGCGCUGCAACGAGCUCCGGCACGCCUGCGACACGCUGACCGCCGCCCUGAGGGGGAAGCGCAGCGCCCUGACCCAAACCAGGGAACUGCUGCUGCGCCUGGAACAGACCCUGCGCUGGUGUGAUGAGGCAGCCUACCUCUUAGCCAACCAGCUGGUGGAAAAGUUUCAGUCCAGAGAUGGGGCGAAGGUUGCACUGCAGGAUAUCGAGCGCUUCCAGGAGGGUGCAGCUCCUCCCCUGAGCAUGGGUCCUGAUGUGCUGAGCAUGGAGUUUGAGUCUAUCCUCACCCCACAGCUACAGGCUCAGAUCGGGGCAGCCCAUGAGAAGCUCACUGCAGUCCAGGGGAUGCUCCAAAACCGGCAGGCCUGCCUGCGGAAGUUGGCUGACAAGCAGGUCCGCCCCAUACAGCUGGUGGCCCCCCGACCUGAGAACCCACCCCGCUCCAAGUCCCCCCUCUUCUCCCCAAAACACGACUUCAAUUCCGGGUUGAAGUUCUCCUUUGACAUCUCCCUCCCGGGCAAGAGAGCAUCACGGAAAGGCCCCAGUGCUAGGAAGAUAGAGGUGAUGCAUGACUACGAGGAGAAUCGCAGCACUCUGUCCUUCAGUUCAGAGGGGGAAGACAGCCCAGACCUUUUGAAGCGCCACGUGAUUAAGGAGCUCAUAGAGACAGAGAGGAUCUAUGUGGAUGAGCUGCUGUCUGUGUUGCUGGGCUACAGGGCAGAGAUGGAUAACCCUGCUCUCUCAGGGCUUUUGCCCCCUGACCUGCGCAACAAGCAAGAGAUCCUGUUUGGGAAUAUGCCAGAGAUCUACAACUUCCACAGCAGGGUCUUCCUGCAGGAUCUGGAGGGAUGUCUGAAUGCUCCAGAAGGAGUGGGAGGGUGCUUUCUGGAAAGGAAAGAACAGUUCCAGGUGUAUGAGCGGUAUUGUCAGAACAAGCCUCGAUCUGAAUUGCUAUGGAGACAAUUUUCCGACUGUGCCUUCUUCCAGGAGUGUCAAAGAAAGCUUGAGCACAAACUAGGCUUGGACUCCUACUUGCUGAAACCAGUCCAACGUUUGACCAAGUACCAGCUUCUUCUGAAGGAGCUGCUGAAGUACAGUGUUGGCUGUGAGGGAGCCUCCGACCUGAAGGAGGCGCUAACUGCAAUGCUGGACCUUCUCAAAUCUGUUAAUGACUCCAUGCAUCAGAUUGCCAUCACCGGUUAUGAGGGGGACCUGAGUGAUCUGGGCCGGGUGCUGAUGCAGGGCUCCUUCAGCGUGUGGCUCAGCCAUAAGAAGGGCCCCACGCGCAUGAAGGACCUGGCGCGCUUCAAGCCCAUGCAGAGGCACCUGUUCCUGCACGAGCGGGCCCUGCUGUUCUGCAAGCGCAGGGAGGAGCACGGGGAGGGCUGCUACAGCUUCAAACACCUGUGCAAGGUAGAGACUGCCUACUACAGCUUCAAACACCUGUGCAAGGUAGAGACCACCUACUACAGCUUCAAACACCUGUGCAAGGUAGAGACCGCCUACCACAGCUUCAAACACCUGUGCAAGGUAGAGACUGCCUACUACAGCUUCAAACACCUGUGCAAGAUGAGUGCAGUGGGAAUCACAGAGAAUGUGAAGGGUGACGUGAAGAAGUUUGAAAUCUGGUACAGUGGAAGAGAGGAAGUGUAUGUGGUGCAGGCGCCAUCGGUGGAGGUGAAGCUGGCCUGGCUCAACGAGAUCCGCAGAAUUCUCACCAACCAGCAGAAACUUCUCCGAGAGGAGUCCUAUCAACACAGCCCAGUGUCUGAUCAGAUCCAGCUCUCCCCGCCACUGUCAGACAGCAAGCUGCAGAGGUCGUCGGUCAGCUCGGAGGAGACCGAGUCGGGUCGCACCAGCCCGGUCCUGCUGGACUCGCUCGUCUUCUCCCCCCAGCACCAGCCCAACCGCCGCAGCUGGCCGGGUGCCUCUCGCUCGGUGGAUAUCUGUGAGGGCCUGGAGAACUGGAGCAGAGCCAAUGACAGCUCCAAUCUGUCAGACACUGAGGAGGACGACGCGGUCCUGCUGGUCCCAGGCAAGUACAGGGCCUUGGCUGACUGUCAAAGGCCAGAUGACUUCAUCAUAAAGUGUGGUGACAUCAUCCAGCUGCUGCGGGAAGACAAAGAAGGGCAUUGGCUGGUGAAAAACCUCAGUCGCAGACAGGAGGGCUGGAUCCCAGUCGGAAGCCUGCAGCUGAUUCUGGGUGACAGCGCCAGGCUGCAAUCCAACAGGCUUGGAGAACCACCAUUUCUGAAAACCCGGAAGUUGAGCACUCCCUGAUUGGGUGGUGGCCCUCCUGCCUCGGGCCGCACAGAGCGCAGGACCGACCGGGACUUGAGGACACAGCCGAGGACUCUGGGAUAGCUUUCAUUUACACCCAUGCAGACCUUUUUCCUGGUGGGUCCACCGGCGGCCAAUCAAGGCAGAGCAGAGACGCUUUGGGUUCUGCGUUCCGACAAAAAGGGAAGCAGGUCCAGAGCAGGUCUCCCAGGAAACAGCACAAAGGAAGGUCUGUGGUGAAGACUCUGUAGGGCUCAUUUCAGAUCUCAGAAACGAAGGAACCAGGAGCCCCAGUUCUGCAAUAAAAGCACUUGGUUGAGGCUGGGUUUAUCAGACCCAGUUUUGCACUGAAUUCCCUGGUUCAGUCGAGAUGGGACCUUUACAAUGUUUAAGACAGAGGAAAUGGGGAGGAAAUCAUAUACUAACCAAAUAUGAAUUUAAAUCCACCCGUUUGGAGCGAGCGGGGGAGUGGGGGGGGGGGGGUGAAUGGGGACUGAAUUACAUCCUGUACACUCUUCUCCCGUCGACAGUGAGGUACAGGGGUUCACCUCUGAUUCCCUCCCAUUAGCAUUCCAUUACUCUGCGUGUUCCGGAAUCCGAUGUGAAUUCAAACAUCUGCAGCAUGGACUGCUGUGACCACGUCAACUGACUGACCCUCCCUCACACACACUGUCAGACUGGGUCCUGGAUGUGUUGGGGAAAACCCGUUUCGUAGAAGAACAUCAGAAGGACAUUCAUCAUUUUACAAUGUCAUUGACAAUCUUUGGCCAGUUAGGAUGGCUUAUUGUCUCCAGAAUAGGGCUCCAAUAAUCUUCCCUUCGAAUGUGUUGUUUUACUACAAUCGUGUUUUGUAUCAUCCAAGAAAACAUGCGAAACCUGUUUCUAAUUUUGAGUGAUUGUCCUGGGAUUCAUUUAAACUCAGUACAUACACAUGCACUUUUUGUUUCCACUACAAUUCAUUUCCAGAAGGUAACCAGCUCAAACAAUCUCCAAGGGUUUACCUGCCAAAAUGUGCAGUGCCAUAGAGGCUUUUGUCAGUCUUUUGUGGUUUUAAAGUGUUUGAUCAUUUCCUUUGACAUGGUUAGUGUUUUUUCAGCAAUACUUUAACAGUGACUGAAUGUGUCCCGUUCCCGACUUCAGAAAUUAUGUACUUCAAAGGCACUUUAAUUAAGUAGAAAAAUUAUGAUGCAACAGCUGAACAAAGACAAAAAUAUAUUUUUAGGCUUCAUGAGAAUAUGCAUGAGUGACAGCAAUAUUUUCUGCCAAAACUUUUCAUUUAAUUCCCCCCCUCCCAUUUCCUUUUCAGGUUUCUUUGCACCGUAGUUACCUCUGUGUACUUUGAUCAAUGGGAAAUUGGUUGUACAGGGUCUCUACAACAUGUGUAAAUGCUUACACAUGAACAUCCCCGUAGUCAUAUAUUUUGCAAUUCCAAACGCACUUUAACUCAAAAUCUUCAUCAUACAUGGCAGUGGGUAUGGCCUUCGUGUACGCGAGUCCAUAUUUCAGCUGCUUUGGUUCCUGCACAAUCGGCAGUUUUUUUUCCUUUGUGUUUCAGGCAAAUUUGCGCGAACAGAAGAGAAACGUGCAGCGCAUACCCUUAUCUCUGUUCUUCGCCCACACAAAAGAAAGCAAAACGUGCUCCACGCGUAUCACCGUGCUUAACCUAUUGGUCUCUAAUUAAGCUCGAUCGUACGGCAAACACGAAGCGCAGCCACGGUGUCGGAACGUUUAAUUAAAUAUCGAUCGUGGCCCGAAUUUGCCGCAUCAAAUCAAGCAUGGGCGGCUGCCUUUGAUAUCACAACGUUUGAAGUGGAAAUGAGGAUUAAAAGCUGCAAGAGCAGCUCCAGAAUGUACACAUUGUAUAUGUAAUCCAUUUAUUUAUUUGCCAUUGAAUUGUUCCCUCUCAGUGUGGGAUCGCUGUGUGGCCUUGUGCGGUUAUAUUUAGUCUGUUUGUGUACCGAUCGGGAAAUCCUGUUCCAAAGCAGUCUUAGACUAUCAGUUUUAAUAGAUAAAUUCAGCUCCGUAUCUUUUCCUUACAUUCAAAAUGCUGCAGGUUUUGCACUGAAGUCUAGCGAUAAUAUAUGCAGAUAAAAAAGCUUGAAACUACUGUCCGUGGGGACAGGUGCUGUAUGCUCCUUUCUGAAUGUGUGAUUUUGGAGAAAAUGCAUGGCAAUGCAGAUGCUAUGUACUGGGCAGUUUUUGUGCUGUUGUUACUGUAUUGUUGUAUAAAUGUAACUUAUCCGUCAGUUUUAAUUCUUGUACAGCUUCUCUAUUGUAUAUAAGAACAAAUUAAAAAGUUUAUAACAAAAA
Molecule: messenger RNA, 6339 nt
Organism: Anguilla rostrata (American eel)
Lineage: Eukaryota; Metazoa; Chordata; Actinopteri; Anguilliformes; Anguillidae
Gene: mcf2a
Product: MCF.2 cell line derived transforming sequence a
Exons: 27
Coding region: 871-4029 (1052 amino acids)
Biological process (GO): dendrite development; intracellular signal transduction
Cellular component (GO): cytoplasm
Molecular function (GO): guanyl-nucleotide exchange factor activity; protein binding
Source: RefSeq, a predicted model, not a curated record